Molecule: messenger RNA, 1773 nt
Organism: Brassica oleracea var. oleracea
Lineage: Eukaryota; Viridiplantae; Streptophyta; Magnoliopsida; Brassicales; Brassicaceae
Exons: 4
Coding region: 1-1773 (590 amino acids)
Biological process (GO): DNA integration
Molecular function (GO): nucleic acid binding
Source: RefSeq, a predicted model, not a curated record
AUGUUCAGGAUCUAUCUGGUGUUUAUAAUCUUCUGGAUCAGGAUUUCAAUCAACGCAACAUUACUCCUAUUCAAAAAUGCUAGUGCUUUUCAAGUGACAAGCGGUGAAAGCUACACCCCUUCUGUCAAUGCAACAUAUACCAAACCAUCAAGACCUGUGUGUUCUCACUGUGGCUACAAUGGUCAUACCAUUGAUAUGUGCUACAAAAUUCACGGGUAUCCUCCUGGUUUUAAACACAAGAAGAAUCCAACUAACAAGUCAGCUCCAGCAAAUAAUGACAAGAAUCUGAACACUGUGAAACCAGUUGUGGCUCAUUUGGCUAUCAAUGAUUCAACAAGCACUGAUGAUAACUCGGCUAUCUUGAGUACUCUCUCUAAAGAUCAGAUACAGAGUGUCAUUGCAUAUUUCAAUUCUCAGCUUCAACCGAGUCGAGCCAGCUACCCAUCUACUUCAACUGGUACUAUCACCGCAUUACCUGGUAUGGCUUUCUCCUCAUCUAUAAUUGGUUUCAUUAGAGUCUUAAGAGCCACGGGUAAUAUAUUAAACUCUUCAUCUUGGAUAGUUGAUAGUGGUGCCACACAUCAUGUCUCUCAUGAUAAAAGCAUAUUCGAGAGCUUGACUGAUUCUUUAAACAAACCAGUCACUCUACCUACAGGUCAGAACAUCAACAUCAGAGGAAUUGGUCUGAUUAGAUUGAAUGAAUAUCUUCUAUUGACCAAUGUCCUCUUCAUACCUCUGUUUAAACCUACUGAGUAUCAGUCAGAUCCUAUCAGGGGAUUGAUGAUUGGUCAGGGUGAGCAAAUAGUUAAUCUUUAUGUCAUGGAAGGAGCAGUAAACAUGGAUUCAGCAAGCAUGAUGGCAACACCUUCUGUUAAUGUCGUUAUUGAUACUUCUUUAUGGCAUAAUAGACUAGGUCAUCCGUCUGUGGAGAAGAUUGAACAGAUUACUAAUGAGUUAAAAUUCACUAAUCUGUACAAGCAGAAGGGGAUCAUUGCCUAUCAUUCAUGUCCUGAGACUCCACAACAAAACUCAGUCGUCGAGUGGAAGCACCAACACAUUCUUAAUGUGGCUAGAUCAUUAAUGUUCAAGGCUCACAUUCCUCUUCAACACUGGGGAGACUGUGUUCUAACUGCUGUUUUCCUAAUCAAUUGGCUACCUACUUCUCUCCUUAACAACAAAUCCCCGUUCCAAGUCUUCACUUCCAAGCAGCCUUCAUACAAUGAUCUGAGAGUAUUUGGCUGUCUGAACAUCAUCAUCUCUAGGAAUGUAGUCUUUCAUGAGGACAUUUUCCCUUUUCAAGAUGAUGAUGGUGUGAAGAAUGACUUCUUCUCCAUCUUAAAUCCUGCAUCAGUGGAACCUUGUGAUCAUGAUGAUAUCAGCACUGUAAAUGAGAGGGAAUCUCAAACAGUGGUUUCUGAAUCUCAUGAUAAUGUAGAUGUCAUCCAUGCAGUUGAGAGGGAAUCUCCUACAGUGGUACAUGACAUUCUUCAACAAGAUUCUACUACCGCGAAUAUUGAACCAACAGGAAACAAAAGGACAUCAAAGUCUCCAGCUUACUUGCAUGAUUACUACUGCAGCAUGACUGAGACUGAUGUACCUUAUCCUCUUGCUUCAUAUGUGUCGAUGGAGAAGUUAUCUGAAGGAUACGUAGCUUAUAUAUGUUCUAUUAGUCUUCAUCCAGAACCAACCUCUUUCACUCAAGCCAAGAAGUUUGAUGCUUGGCUACAGGGGAUGAAUGAGGAACUAAUAGCUCUAGAGAAUACACAUACAUGA